Messenger RNA from Punica granatum (pomegranate), 1167 nucleotides. NCBI's taxonomy places the organism in Eukaryota, Viridiplantae, Streptophyta, Magnoliopsida, Myrtales, Lythraceae. The record is from RefSeq and is a predicted model, not a curated record.
AAUUAAGAGAGCAAAAGCCCAUCAACCAACUGCAUCUCUGUUUUUAACUGUCGCACUAACAAGAGAAGGGACUCCUAAAUUGUGUCCAUGGAACUCUUUCUUCUUCCUCACCCUCAUCAACCUCCAGCUUGUCUCCACAAGCCUUUCACUCCCAUUUUCACAGUCACUAUCCUGAAAUCUGCAGGAAGAAAGGACUUCAAGAAGUCAAGCGAAACUUCCCUUCGGUGUUAUUCCUCUUCCUCUGAUGACUCUGCAAGACCCGCCUCGUUAUCCUUGCGAUCCGAUGGAAGGAGAGCCUUGAUCGGUUGCCUCUUAACAGCCGCUGCAGGCAUUUAUGCAUGCGAAAGGGCCGAGGCUGUUAGUACGAGCAGAAGAGCGCUUAGAGGCUCAAAAAUACCGGAGAGUGAAUUCAAAACACUUCCGAAUGGUCUAAAGUACUAUGAUUUGAAAGUCGGGGGCGGAGCAGAGGCUGUGAAAGGUUCAAGAGUUGCAAUCCACUACGUAGCAAAAUGGAAGGGCAUAACUUUCAUGACCAGCAGACAGGGACUUGGUGUUGGUGGUGGCACGCCAUAUGGAUUUGAUGUUGGACAGUCGGAAAGGGGAAACGUUCUCAAAGGUUUGGACUUGGGUGUCCAAGGCAUGCGAGUAGGAGGUCAGAGAUUACUAAUAGUUCCUCCAGAGCUUGCUUAUGGAAGCAAAGGGGUCCAAGAGAUUCCUCCAAAUGCAACAAUAGAGUUGGAUGUUGAAUUAUUAGCCAUCAAACAGAGCCCGUUCGGAUCUCCUGUUAAGCUCGUUGAGGGUUAAUCCAAGAAAAGAGUUAAAGAUCUGACAAUUCGUGCGAAAGAUCGGGUUUUUCUUCUUGUCAGCCAUAUUAGCCAAUGGUAUGUGCAUUUGUGAUCAGAGCAACUCGAGCAGUUACCAUGAAGUAAAUUGCUCAUCCCGUAAGUUACCAUGAAGUAAAUUGCUCAUCCCGUAUGUUAGUUACCGUGUACUUAAUUCAUGUAACCUUUAGUUGGUGUGUUUAAUAAAAAGCUCAAACACCGUUCCUGUUGAAUUGCAUCCUCUGUCCUGGAGAAUAACACGGGAGAGGUACCAGCGGAAUGUUGUUGCAGUAGUAUAAUAUUUUCUGAUGACAUACAAUGCAGUAUCAAUUUAUUAAUCGUUUAA